Molecule: messenger RNA, 2265 nt
Organism: Thyridium curvatum
Lineage: Eukaryota; Fungi; Ascomycota; Sordariomycetes; Thyridiales; Thyridiaceae
Exons: 8
Coding region: 1-2265 (754 amino acids)
Biological process (GO): regulation of DNA-templated transcription; DNA-templated transcription
Molecular function (GO): DNA binding; DNA-binding transcription factor activity, RNA polymerase II-specific; zinc ion binding
Source: RefSeq, a predicted model, not a curated record
AUGCGAGGCGACAACGCUGACGUAUUAUCCCAGUGCAACGGCGAGCAGCCGCGGUGUGCGCCAUGCCUGGAGAGGGGAAUUGAGUGCACUUACAAGCACACGGAGAACAAGCGCAAGCCUCCCAGCAAACGCUAUGUCGAGUCCUUGCAGGCUCGGAUUGCCUUUCUCGAAGGGAGGCUUUCUGAGUUGGGCAAAGCGUCACAGUCCCUAUCACCGGUACCCCAAGGGCUCGGAGAGAAUGCCGAAGGCGAGGCUGGAUCGGAACUUUCGGAGGAAUCUGACCAAGACAGCAAAUCGCCAGGAGCCGCGUCAAGGAACCCCAUUGGAGAGAUAACUCAGCGUGCAGGCCGCCUGAACAUUGGCGAAGAUGGCCAAUUGCGUUACUUUGGGGCCCAGAGUGGUUAUAACCUAAUCCAUGGACCUAUCUACGAGCCGGCAGACAAUACUCUCAACUCUUCUCAGCAAGCCGGCCUUGCCGCCGCCGCUCGCCUCGGCAAGGUAGCCAAGGUAUCUCGCGACACCGAACACCACUUGCUCGAGCUUUACUGGAGGUGGCAGAACCCCUGGGUAUACCUCCUCGAUAAGGAGUCUUUUAUGACGGACUACCAGAACGGCGGUGGGCCUUAUUGCACCCCACUCCUACUGUCUGCCAUAUUCGCCCUGGCAUCGCGCUAUUCAGAUCGCCCCGAGGUCCGUUCUGAUCCGUCGGACCCCCACACGGCUGGCAACAUGUUUGCGGAGCAAGCAAAGUUGUUGAUGAUGUACGAGUCCGAAAACGCGACGUUGGCUACAGUGCAGGCAGCUUGCCUGCUGUCGUUGAGAUGGAUGUCGGAGAAUAAAGAAUCUUUGGGGUGGCUGUAUGCUGGGAUGGCAACCAGGAUGGCGUACAAUCUAGGACUCAACCUCGAUUGUGCCAAAUGGGUUGCUUCAGGACACCUUAGCAACAAAGAAGCAGAGAUCAGGAAUAUCACGUGGUGGGGUUGCUACAAGCUUGAUAAGCUCUACUGCCUCGGUCUUGGCCGACCUGGGACGACACGCACAUGCGACAUAGCUUGCGCGAAACCAAGCCUCCUCCCCGAGGUAGAGUUUGAGCCAUGGGUCCCGUUGACACAAAAGGACCGGGUUCUACUCGGUGCACACUCCCGGGCAGUAUCUUCGAUGAUUGCUUCCUGCGACCAUCUGACACUGAUCUCUGAACCCCUCGAGCUUCUCCAGUUGUCAAAAGUAGACGCUGAAAAUGUCGUCGCUAGUGCCGAUGUAGCUUGUAACGCCUUUUAUACGAAUCUCCCGAGCCACCUUCGCCUCCCUAGCUCUCCGCGCACUCCUUGUCUACCACACAUAUACCAGCUUCAUAUUCAGUUUCACGUCAUGCAAAUCCAGCUGCAUCGUCCCUUGAUCCGUCGACGGUCGAAGCAGAAUCCUAGUGAUCAGGACGAAGACACACAUCUCAAGGCCUGCCGGCACUCGGCGACAGAGGUGGCCAAGCUCCUUCGUAUCUAUGACUAUCAUUAUACCUUGCGUUUGGUCCCUGUCGUCACCGUCCUCGGCACGUUCAACGCGGCGGUGGUUCACCUCAUGGACGUUGCAUCCCCUGAAGAAUUCCUGAAGCGCCACGCUUUGCGCCACUUGAGGCUUUGUGUUGUCGCCCUGAGCAUCAUGGGCCUGGCUUGGGCAUGGAGCGAACGGGCCCUCCGUAUAUUCCGGCUGCUGGCCAACGAAUGGCUCAUGCCCCAUGCUGUCCCCGACGAUCUCAAGACAGACGAUCAACCCGGGAGCCCUACACAACUCCGAGAUAACGGUGGAGACAGCAGGGACGUACGACAGCACAGAUUCUGGGAUAGUCUCGAGCAGGAGCAGGGACCGGACAUCCCGGUGGUGGGUAUGGUACCGCAGUACGGGAAUUGGACGGCGCCAGCGUCGUGGUUGCUGGACAGUCAGGAACAGCAGCAAGGAGGGCUCGAAGAGCAACAACAACUACCAUACUCGGGACAAUUCCCUGAAAUACCCGCAGAAGAAGCCGCACAGGAUGCUCCGGCCAGCUCUGCCUCCUUCGGUGCCAUGGAUGAGGUCGACUGGCUCUUCAACGUAGACCUGGCACUGAGCAACUCUAACCAUUUUGCCCCCGAGUUUGACGGCUCCGGUCAGUUGGACUCGUGGGUUUCGGCUGCUCCCCAGCAGCCAUUUACCUUUGAGGGUAUAAUCGGGGACCCCAGGGCGCCUGUGACCGACCACGACUGGCUGUUUCCCAUCGAGGAUCAACAAUAA